Messenger RNA from Neofelis nebulosa (Clouded leopard), 3895 nucleotides. RefSeq names its product G protein-coupled receptor 146 (gene GPR146). The record is from RefSeq and is a predicted model, not a curated record. Gene Ontology annotation, molecular function: G protein-coupled receptor activity. Gene Ontology annotation, biological process: G protein-coupled receptor signaling pathway. The transcript has 4 exons. Bases 196 to 1218 code for a protein of 340 amino acids. Lineage: Eukaryota; Metazoa; Chordata; Mammalia; Carnivora; Felidae. Gene Ontology annotation, cellular component: membrane.
UCACGUGUGUACACAGGCCCGCGCGGCGUGCGCGCCUUGAGCCCCGCCGCCUCGGAGCCCGGAGCUGCCCGCCCCGCGGCCCAGCGAGCCGUCAGGAUGGAAACACCCAGGGGAUAGAGGGACGCGGCUCGAGGCCAGGACGUAACUGUCAGCGUUGACCUGGCGUUCCCGCAAGUCAGAGCGCAUGGUAGGUUGAUGGAAGCCAAGCCCGCCAUCAUGUGGAGCUGCGGCCCGCUCAACGGCACGGGCGGCGUGGAGGACCAGCCGCUGUGCCAGCACAUGCAUCUGGUCCUGUCCGUCUUCUCCCUGCUCUACCUGGUGGCCGGCGUCCCCGUCGGCCUGGGCUACAACGCCCUGCUCGUCCUGGUCAACCUGCACGACCAGAGCAGCAUGACCAUGCCUGACGUCUACUUCGUCAACAUGGCCGUGGCGGGCCUGGUGCUCAGCGCCCUGGCGCCCGUGCACCUGCUGGGCCCCACCGCCUCCGGGUGGGCCCUGUGGGGCUUCGGCAGCGAGGCCCACGUCACGCUGCUGGUGCUGUUCAACGUCUCCUCCCUGGUGACCAUGUACUCCACGGCCCUGCUCAGCCUCGACUGCUACAUCGAGCGGGCGCUGCCUCGCACCUACAUGUCCAGCGUCUACAACACGCGACACGUGUGCGGCUUCGUCUGGGGCGGGGCCCUGCUCACCAGCUUCUCCUCCCUGCUCUUCUACGUCUGCAGCCACGUGGCCGCCAGGAUCGUCGAGUGUUCCAAGAUGCGGGACGCGCAGGCCGCGGACGCCAUCAUGGUGUUCAUCGGCUACGUGGUCCCCGCCCUGGCCGUGCUCUACGCGCUCGCGCUCAUCUCGAGGAUCCGGAAGGAGGACACGCCGCUCGACCAGGACGCGGGGAGGCUGGACCCCUCGGUGCACAGGCUCCUGGUGGCCACCGUGUGCACGCAGUUCGGGCUCUGGACGCCUCACUACCUGACCCUCCUGGGGCACACGCUGCUGGCCUUGCGGGGGAGGCCCGUCGACAGGCACCACCUGGGGAUCCUGCUCUUCGCUAAGGACCUGGCGAGAUUCCUGGCCUUCUCCAGCAGUUCUGUGGUGCCGCUCCUUUACCGCUACAUCAACAGAAACUUCCCCGGCAAACUCCGGCGGCUGAUAAAGAAAAUGCACUGCGGGCGCCAGAGCUGCUCCCCGGACCAAGCAGGGGUACAGCAGGUGAUGGCGUAGAGCCGGCGGCUGGGGUCGCGGUCGCGCGCUGAGCGCGGGUCCUGGGGCCGCCACCAGUGCCCCGGGUGGGGUCAUCGGACGGGCAGUCAACGGUGUACUUCCCGGAGGCACGGUCCGGGCCCCCUCCUGGGAGACAGGCGACCGACACUUGACCUGGAUGCACAGCACUUUGUCACUGCCCGCCCUGUCACGCUCUUCCCCGGGACGUCACUGAGGCCGGGACCCAGAACAGCACGAGGCGUGUUCUCUCCAAGUUUUCUGCUUCCAGACAGGCCGCUCUUAGGCCAAGGCCGCGAGGUCCAAGGCGGGAGGGGCCUGGCGUGAAAAACAGCUGCCUGCCCACCUGCUUCGGGCGGACGCGCUGCUCGGUGGUGCGGGGCCACACCCGCAAUAGCGUCCUCAGCCUGGCCGCCUCCACCCUGGGUCUCUGAACGAAGUCAGGAGAAUCCAAAUCCAGUGUUUGUAUUCUGUGCCGGCAAAAUACCCGAUUCUGUCUCUUUACUUGCGCUUAUAAAGAGAUUCGACAGAAGUCACCAAAGCCUGAAAGCAAAGGAAGCAACACGAAGGGCGCUCCCGUUGGACGGACGGACGGGCGGGCUCCUGCUACCGCAGGGUCGUGCCGGGUGGGGUGAGGCGGGGAGAGGCGCGUGCCGUGCCACGCACACGGGCAGCGUGCAAAUGCUUCAGAAGGACAGGGCCGGCAGCGUGGCUGGUCUUAGGCGGAGGGCCCUUAACUGGUACCCCUGCUGCCCUCCCAGGUGGCUUCAGCUAACCGUCUUCAGUAGAAGCCAGCUCCCCAAAGUGUGCACAAAACCCCACGCUAGUAGUAAACCGGAGAGAGGAAAGCACGGUGAGGAUUUCCAGCCUAACACAGAAGCUGGGAGGGACCGCCUGGGAGACACAGGCCUGCAAGGCAGAGCCCGGUCUGGCACCGGGGCAGAGCGUGGGGCCACCACUGCCACCUUGCACCCGACAACAGCCUGCUUCGCCAGACGCGGCGCGUGCCUGGAUCCUUCCGCGCCGCGUCCCGUAAACACCUGCUCUAAAACCGUGGCAGUAGAAGCCCCCUGCUCUCCUCAACGCCAUCCGCUCACCUGCACCCCGACGUCACGACGCACCACAGGCCUGCAGCCCCCUAACUGCACCUCUGAAACCCACAAAGCUCUAAAAACAGGAAGAUUUGUUUGUCAAGUUUGCGGCACAUUCCCUUGGUAGCAAACGUUGAGCUGAAGGGGUAGGAGAGCGCUUUUCUGAGCAAAGAUGAGUGUGAAUGUGACUGCGGGGCACUGGCCCGGCCCCACAGGGCCCCGUAACACGCAGUACACACAGCAUGUUAACCGUGUGCGCGCAAACGCAGAGAACAGGUGGACGUAGGUCGUUUGCCAAAAGCAGCCGGAAGUAUGCACACGCCGUAAGAUCUCAUUCGUACGUCACCCUACGCUUUCCUGCGGGGUUACGGUGACAGGGAGCGGCUGGGGCUGGCAGCUUGGGAACUCCAACCCGCGUUUAGAUACCCAGAAGUGCGAUCGCUGGAUAAGUAGACCCGCUUUUGACUUCUGAGGCACAUCUGUACUGUUUUCACAGUGGCUGCAGCAGUGCGCAUCCCCACCAGCGGUGCACGAGGACCCCUUUCCCGUACUCCCUCGCCAGCGCUCAGUGUCCUCUUGGUGGCGGCACCCUAGCAGGCGUGAGGAGCACCCACUGGGGCUCUGACGCGCUCCUCUGACGAGUGCCGCUGAGCACGUUCUCACAUACGCGUUGGCCGUCUGCGUUCUUUGCAGAAAUGCCUGUUCUCAUCCUUUGUGAUCACGUUUUAUUUUGCUACUGGGUUGUGGGAGUGCUUUACGUAUUUUGGAGAUUAGUCCCUUAUCAGAGAUAUCAACGUACUAACUUUUGAGAACCUGAAAACUUAACUCUGACACAUCUGAGCCGAGGAUGGCAAAGUGUGGCUUUGCGUUUUGCCACAUUCCAUUCAGGGAAAUCGCUCCAUUUGGCCCUGGUCUCUCGGGAGAUUUAGCCCAUGACUUGGUUGCCAUUAUGUUUCUGUCUGCAGAAUAUAUCCCCUCCGGGAUGAUGCGAUGACCGAGUUCAGAGUCUGCCUGUGCAGAAGCAUGAAAAUACACUGGACACCAGGGUCCUGGUCUGACUCGCCCCUGGUAGCUGUGAAAUUCUGGACAGGUGGGGCCUAAUCUACUUCCUGGCCAGUAAAUCAGGGGCAGAAUUAGAGAAGUUUCUGGGUUGCCUCUGUCCGUGAACGUGCUAGUUCUACUGAAGGGCGCAGCGCCCCUCUGCUGCAGGGUUUCCCCCAGUCCUGAAAGUCUCAGACCCGACCCCCUCCGCUCCUCAAGCUGUGGGCUGCACGGCGGGGGGGUCCCGCGGCCCCAGCUCCACUGGGGAACUCUCGUGUUGGCCGAGCGAACGGCGGGUUGCAGAGUGCCCGGCAUUGCAGCCGUGGGGCCUCUGACCUCACACACACCUGCUACCACGGAGUCUCAGUCCUCGUCCUCUCACGGCGGGUGGGCGGGGCUGGGGCCAGGGGCAGUCCCAGGUCCACCACACACGGGCAGGCUCUUGGGUCGGGAAGCCAGCACCGUUCUUAGGGGACACGGGACCCGGCGAGUGGGCUGGUUUGGGGUGGCAGUGCUAUUUCAAAUAAAAAGACCCUUUUCCUCGCUCA